CGCGAGCUUGACAAUCUUCCUGAGUUGAAGCGCAGCGUUUGCUUAAUCCAGACUUUGCCUACAUAACUAUUUUGACUCUGGUUUUACGUCUCUUCCUGUAGCAUAAAUGCCGAAACUUUUGCAAAAAGCUCCGGGUUUAGUUUCCGCCUGCGUCUGCGUUUGUUGCUAGGCAAUGGACGGGCAGCAGAUCCUGGUGAGCGACCAAGAACCCAAAGCCCUGCGAGAAGACACACGGAGGAGGAGGAGAAAGAAGGCCAUCAUGUCGACGUCCUGCAACUCCAUGGAUCAGAUCAGCGUUGAGUUUGUCCUGCCCACGGCGGCGCGGGGCGGAAACAGCCCCGACACUCUGCUGCUGGAGGUGGCUGGAAACUGGACGGUGGAACAGGUGAAAGCUCAGGUGUGGCUGAAGGCAGUGACUUUGAAUCUCUGUCAGGACUUCUACCAGCGCUUUUCCCCAGACCACUGCAUCCUGCUCUACCAGAAGAAAGGCAACGUGUGCGAGAUCUACGAUAAGCACCAGGUGUUCCAGACGCUAGACUGCAUCCGUUACUGGAGAGCCCUGAAGAAAGACGUGGGGCGCAUCCAGCUGGUUCCCCGCCCGCAGCCCUCGGACGAGUCCCAGCAGUACCAGCGCUACCUCAACUACCUGAUUGGCUACGACGUGACUGAUGUCAGCAACGUGCACGACGAUGAGCUGGAGUUCACCCGCAGGAAGCUGCUGACUCCGCGACGCAUCCAGCUGUCUGAGCGGGACGCAAAACUCUACUCCAUGGACCCCUGGGUCACCCGCAAGCCGCUGCCCGAGCACCUGCUCAGCAAGAUCAGCAACGGUCACAUCCUGGUGGUGAUCCAUAUCGGCACGGCCAGCCAGACCAUCAAGGUCUCCAUCGACAACACGCCAGCACAGGUAUUGGUGAGCUUUCUCGCCAAGACAGCAAAUAAGAGAAGUUUGCUGGGCAUUCCUGACAACAUGUGCGAGGCCGACUUUGUGCUACGUGUGUGUGGAAGGGAGGAGUACCUGUACGGGGAUAAACCGCUGCAGGACUUUAACUGGAUCCGUCAGUGUCUGAAGAAUGGGGAGGAAAUCCACCUGGUUCUGGAGGCGCCACCUGAUACAGACCUGGAUCUGGUUCAGAAGGAGGACUGGGCACAAGUGGAUGACUGCACCGGAGUCGCAGGUACCCAUGAGCAGUUGACCAUCGAUGAGAAGGACCAUGAACGAGUGUUCACCAUCUCCAUGUGGGACUGUAACAGGAAGUUCAGAGUGAAGGUGCUGGGUAUUGACAUCCCAUCUCUCCCCAAAAUCCCAGAGUUUAUUGUCUUCAUAGAAGCCAGCAUCUUCCACGGCCAACAGCUUUUAGCCCAGGAGAGGACGUCCUCUAAAACCUUCAAUGAAGAAGUGCUGUGGAACUGCUGGUUGGAGUUCAACAUUAAGAUCAAGGACCUGCCUAAAGGAGCACGACUCAACCUCCAGGUGGUCUGCAGGAAGCAGUCCCAGACGCCAAACUCCAAGGGAUCCUCCGCCUACCAAGAUAACACAGCGGGAACAGGCAGCCAUGAUGGAAAGAUCAAGAGCCGUCUUCUGUACUACGUCAACCUGCUGCUGAUCGACCACCGCUCCCUGCUGCGCCAGGGCGAGUUCAUCCUCCACAUGUGGAAAAUGCCCGAGAAGAGCGAGGAGAGCAGCAGCAGCAUCAACGCAGACAAGCUCACCUCGGCCACCAACCCCGACAAGGCCUCGGCCAUGGCCGUCGCCAUCCUGCUGGACAAGUACUGCUACCCCGUGGUGCUGCCCAAGAGUCGGGACGUGGGCCGGGACGCCGCCGCAACCACCGCCGGCUGCGACGAUGCCGAGGAAGGGGAGCGCGGUCAGAGAGAAAUGCCCAACCACCUGAAGAAACAGUUUGAGGCGAUUGUGGCCACAGACCCCCUGCAUCCGCUCAGCCCUGAAGACAAAGAGCUGCUGUGGCACUUCAGGCAUGAGUGUAUGCGCGACCCCAGGGCCUACCCAAAGCUCCUGGGUUCAGUCAGGUGGGGGAAACAGGAAGAUGUUUUGGCAACACACCGUCUGUUGGAGCGCAGCAGCGCUUGGGACAGCAGCGGUCUGGACGUUGGUCUGGCCAUGCAGCUGCUGGACUGCCACUACUCGGAUGCUCAGGUUCGCUCAAUGGCCGUCAGGAAGCUGGAGACGCUGGAAGAUGACGAUGUCCUCAGAUAUCUUCUGCAGCUCGUACAGGCGGUCAAGUUUGAGCCCUACCAUGACAGUGCCCUGGUCAGGUUCUUACUGAAGACAGCUCUGAGAAGUAAGCGUAUCGGUCAUUUUCUCUUCUGGUUCCUGCGCAGUGAGAUUGCACAGUCCAUGCAUUAUCAGCAGAGGUAUGCUGUCCUGCUGGAGGCCUACCUCAGAGGCUGUGGUGAAGACAUGCUGCAGGACUUUAGGAAACAGGUGGAGAUGACGGAGGCUCUGCAGAAAGUCACCCGUGAGGUCAAGGCCAUGUCUGCUGACAAGUGUGAUAUUACAGCACAAGUGGUGUUUCAGUUGCGUCAGAAGCUGGAGACUCUGCAGUUGUCCGGUCUGCCGGAGAGUUUCCGAGUCCCUUAUGAUCCUGGACUAAGAGCUGGAGCCCUGUUGAUUGAGCAGUGUAAAGUGAUGGCGUCUAAGAAGAAGCCACUGUGGCUGCAGUUUAAAAGGGCCGACCCCACCACUCUGUCCAAAGACCCCAUCGGCAUCAUCUUCAAAGACGGCGAUGACCUCCGACAGGAUAUGCUCAUCCUGCAGAUUCUGCUGAUCAUGGAGUCGAUCUGGGAGACGGAAUCACUGGAUCUCUGUCUGUUACCAUACGGCUGCAUCUCCACUGGAAACAAAAUAGGUAUGAUUGAGACUGUGAAGGACGCCACCACCAUCGCUAACAUCCAGCAGAGUGUUGUGGGAAGCACCGGAGCUUUUAAAGAUGAAAUCCUCUGUCAGUGGCUGCGGGACAAGUGUGUCAGCGAGGACAAGUUCCAGCAGGCUGUGGAGAGGUUCCUGUAUUCCUGCGGUGGCUACUGUGUGGCUACCUACGUUCUGGGUAUUGGGGAUCGCCACAAUGACAACAUCAUGAUCACCGAAUCUGGGAAUCUCUUCCACAUCGACUUUGGUCACAUCCUGGGGAAUUACAAGAGUUUCAUGGGAAUCAGUAAGGAGUGGGUUCCCUUUGUGCUCACACCGGACUUCCUGUAUGUCAUGGGAACAUCGGGAAAGAAAAGUAGCCCCCACUUCCAGAAAUUCCAGGAUGUGUGCGUGAAGGCUUACCUCGCCCUUCGGCACCACACCAACCUGCUCAUCAUCCUCUUCUCCAUGAUGCUGAUGACCGGCAUGCCCCAGCUGACCAGCAAGGAGGAUAUUGAGUACAUCCGCGAGGCGCUGACAGUCGGCCGCAGCGAGGACGAGGCGCAGCGCCACCUCCUGGACCAGAUAGAGAUCUGCAGGGAGAAGGGCUGGAUGGUUCAGAUCAACUGGUUUGUUCAUCUGGUGCUGGGGAUCAAGCAGGGUGUGGAGAAACGGUCCACUUAGGACUCUGUAUAAAUUAGGACAGAUUAAGAUUUCCUUAAAGUCUUUACAAAACAAAUGUAUUUGAUGUAAAUAAGUCUCACAAGAAGGUUCCAAUAGAAGACUGAAAAGUCAUUUUUUAAAGUCUCGGUAUAUCUGCAAACAGAUUUUAAAUUUUAUACCACGUGUCAUCUCAAAUAUAAAGUCAUUUUUAUGAAGAAGAAUGACAGCAGAUGAACGAUUUAGAAAUGGGAUAUGAAAAUCCCAUUAAAAAAAAACAUUUCAACUAUGGAAAAAGGCUGGAACUUGAGUCUGCAAGCGUGACUUUAACCCGAGAUACUGCAUGUACGCAAACUUGGCACCAAGAUCCAUAAGUGCUUAAUGAAAUGUGAUGAAUUAUAUUGUAUGUUGAGGAGACAGGGAACAGGAUAUGAAUCCCAAAAGCACUGUUUAGACCAAGUCAAACAUCCACACCAAACUCAAUAACAUUCAUCAGUUUUUUUUUCUUUUCUUCUUUUGUCUCAGAUCCACCGUACUAUGACUGUCGUUGCAUACGUCUUUGCCUGCCUCGUUUUAUCUCUUGUUUUCCACACGUUUCUCAAACCGUUGCUAUCUGCCCAACCACCUCAAACAGUUAUUGAUGAUGAUUUUGGUUAAAUAAGAAACCUUUUUGAAAAAACAAACAAAGAAAAAAAAUCAAGUACGGAAUUGGAUCUCUACACCCUUUAUUUCCAUCCUUUUCACAAAGGCAGACUACUUCCUGUUUCUGUGUCAUUCAAAGUCCUUUCCUGCUGAGGAAACACAUUUCCUUCACAUUGUUUUAAUGUUUAUUUGAUUCUCGCUUAGGGCUGCUAGAGCUGGGCGAUGUGGAGAAAAUCAAAUAUCCUGAUAUUUUUAACCAAAUACCUCAAUAUCAAUAUUGUGGCAAGAUUGUAGGGUUGACAAUUGUGCUUACAAAAAAUAUGCACACAAUGAGAUUUUUCAUAAAUAAUCAUCAGUUAUGUUGAUAUAAUAACCAUGUGGGUAAAGGUAAAUAAAAGAACAGCUAGAACAGCCUGGUAAGUUCAGGAAAUGACAUCACUCUAUUGUAACACAGCCUUUAAAACCAGGAAGAGACACUUCAUAUCAUGUCAUAUCAGGAUAUUACGAUAUCCAAAAUCUGAGAUGAUGCCUAGCCCCAUAUAUCAAUAUUGAUAUAAUAUAGAUAUAUUGCCCAGCCGCACUGUUGUACCACUCCAAGGGGAGGGGUUGGGUUAAAGAUUAAAGGAUCAGUCUGUCAGUUUAUUAUGUUUAUGGUUAUUUUUCGGAACACUUCAAUUUUAUUGACUAAUGUGCAAAGAAUUAUUGAAUUCGUUGAACUCUCCUGGUCAAAUAAGCGAGCAAAUAAUGUAAUGAAGAAUUUUAUUAUUUAUAUUCUUAUCAAUCUUUUCAUUUGCACCGAUUGUUCAGCAAUACUUCUUACAUGGAAAGCGUGAAAUUUAAAUUCCAAAACUAUGUACUAAGAGUCAAAUUGAAUCAUGCUAAUUUAUAACGGCUUGUUGGUGGCAUUUAGCACAUGCUGGUCAGUGCUGUAGUCACUUCUUAUAGGAGGGUGGAACAUAUAAGUGAUAUUUUUGUCUAUUAUGUAAUUAUUUUGAUGAUAAAUAUUUGACUUUAAAAUCUGUGAAAACCAGGUCACAUUUUCAACACCCAUACAAGCCAACUUUGACUGAAAAUUCACACAUCUCUCAAGUUGUUUUUUCCCCUCACAGAUUGUGGACAUAGCGUAGAGGAAGACGAUCAGAUUUUUACAUUAGGCGUAAGUUACUAUUAACUAUACAGUUAUUGUUGAAAGAUUGAAUUAGCAUCAGCAUUU
Messenger RNA from Etheostoma spectabile (orangethroat darter), 5384 nucleotides. RefSeq names its product phosphatidylinositol-4,5-bisphosphate 3-kinase, catalytic subunit gamma (gene pik3cg). Gene Ontology annotation, biological process: phosphatidylinositol 3-kinase/protein kinase B signal transduction; phosphatidylinositol-mediated signaling; cell migration. The transcript is spliced from 24 exons. The coding region runs from base 173 to 3553 and encodes 1126 amino acids. NCBI's taxonomy places the organism in Eukaryota, Metazoa, Chordata, Actinopteri, Perciformes, Percidae. The record is from RefSeq and is a predicted model, not a curated record. Gene Ontology annotation, cellular component: cytoplasm; phosphatidylinositol 3-kinase complex, class IB; plasma membrane. Gene Ontology annotation, molecular function: 1-phosphatidylinositol-4-phosphate 3-kinase activity; 1-phosphatidylinositol-3-kinase activity.